This is a messenger RNA of Daktulosphaira vitifoliae (grape phylloxera), 2595 nucleotides long. RefSeq names its product recombining binding protein suppressor of hairless-like. The transcript has 2 exons. Lineage: Eukaryota; Metazoa; Arthropoda; Insecta; Hemiptera; Phylloxeridae. Gene Ontology annotation, molecular function: DNA-binding transcription activator activity, RNA polymerase II-specific; RNA polymerase II cis-regulatory region sequence-specific DNA binding. The record is from RefSeq and is a predicted model, not a curated record. Gene Ontology annotation, biological process: regulation of transcription by RNA polymerase II. The coding region runs from base 384 to 1934 and encodes 516 amino acids. Gene Ontology annotation, cellular component: nucleus.
CACACAAGUGUGGAAUGUUCCCACGGAUCCCAUUGGUCUAUCGUUACCACCGCCUCAUGAGUCCCUCUAAACCCCUCACCGUUGCUCUAGUCAUAAUCAUCAAGUCUUGUUCUUGUUCACCUUCUCCUCGUCCGUUUCGCACGCGGGACCGUCCGAUUUCCGCACAGGGUAAUACUUGCCGCACUGAACUGCCACUGAGCUCAGUCGUUCCGUCUGUAUUACGACUGUCUCACGCGCAUAAUCGACGAUCUUAUCGGACCGGUCCGAACCGAACGCACGUGUUUGAAUUCAUUUCAAUGUUCAUGUUUUUUUUUUCUAAGGAGUCAAAUACAUUGUUUUUUUUUUGAUUAAUUCUAUCAAAAUUGUCUAUAAACUUGAGAUUUAUGGGAACCUGGACGUUAAAAUCGGAGAAAGAUGGUGAGACAGAAGACGGGGAAGUAGUUGGCACAUUAAGUUGUUACAACUCGGCUGAGCUGUUAGGUCUUCCAGCUAGGAUGCCUCACAAUUACGGCCCCGAGGCACCCAUGCAGUUUCGACCCGAGCAGAGACUGACCCGAGAUGCGAUGGAAAGAUAUCUUCGAGAUCGCAAUGAUUUGGUGUUGGUUAUUCUGCAUGCUAAAGUUGCUCAAAAAUCGUAUGGUAACGAAAAGCGAUUUUUCUGUCCACCACCGUGUAUAUAUCUAUUCGGAGAUGGCUGGAGACUUAGGCAAGAGCAACUCCUCAGGGAAGGUGUUUCUGAAGGUAACUCACAGAUGAGUGCAUUCAUCGGUAUUGGAAGCACUGACCAAGAGUUACAGCCGCUUGAUCUUAAUAAUGGCAAGCAAUACUGUGCAGCUAAAACACUAUUCAUCUCAGAUUCAGACAAACGAAAACACUUUAUGCUCAUGGUAAGGAUGUUUUAUAAUGUUGGCUACGACAUUGGUACAUUCCAUAGUAAACGCAUUAAAGUGAUAUCAAAACCAUCCAAAAAGAAGCAGUCGUUAAAAAACGCAGAUUUAUGUAUUGCUAGUGGUACCAAAGUAGCGUUAUUUAAUAGACUCAGGUCGCAGACGGUUAGUACGAGGUAUUUACACGUAGAAAAAGGAAAUUUUCAUGCCAGUUCUACUCAAUGGGGUGCAUUUACUAUUCACCUACUAGACGAUGACGAAAGUGAGAGCGAAGAGUUCAAUGUUCGAGACGGAUAUGUGCAUUAUGGUAGCACAGUUAAGUUGGUGUGUAGCGUUACCGGUAUGGCAUUACCUCGACUUGUGAUCAGAAAAGUAGACAAACAGAUGGCCCUACUUGAAGCAGAUGACCCUGUUUCACAAUUACAUAAAUGCGCGUUCUAUAUGAAAGACACAGAACAUAUGUACCUGUGCUUAUCUCAGGAACGUAUCAUUCAGUUUCAGGCGACACCAUGUCCGAAAGAACCCAACAAAGAGAUGAUCAAUGAUGGCGCUUGUUGGACAAUCAUUAGCACUGAUAAGGCUGAAUACCAAUUUUAUGAGGGUAUGGGACCCGUCAAUUCACCUAUCACACCGGUUCCAAUGGUGCACAGUCUAAAUUUAAAUGGAGGUGGUGAUGUGGCCAUGUUGGAAUUGACUGGCGAAAACUUUACUCCACAUCUUCAAGUGUGGUUCGGUGAUGUCGAAUCUGAGACGAUGUACAGAUGCCAAGAAAGUAUGCUAGCUGUUGUACCUGACAUUUCGUCGUUUAGGGGAGACUGGCUAUGGGUACGACAACCCACCCAAGUGCCUGUGUCUCUAGUGAGAAAUGAUGGUAUUAUAUAUGCUACUGGUCUGACAUUUACGUAUACGCCUGAGUCAGGACCUAGAAAUCAUGUGCAAACCACCGAAGAGAUUAUGAGAGCUCCACAUACGCAUAAUAGACUACCACAGCCAAUGCACACUGAAGUAUCUUGGAAUCAAAAUCCCUGUGCUAAAGAGUACCAGUAAUCUCGGCACAACAGUUGAAAUGUUUAUUAAAAUAUAUAUUUUUGUAUGAAAAGUAUUUUAUAUUUGCUAACUUAUAUUAACAGCAAGUAUUAUGUGUAUUAUUAACUACUACUAUGUGGUCUAUAUACGCUCAAAAAUAUCGUCCUGAAUAAUAACUGUUGUGUAAACAAUACGAUGAGAUUUUGUAAUGUAUUGACACUUGUUCUCUAUAUUUGAUGGUGUACAAAUAUAAAGGCAAUUCAUUUCUCAUUGCAAACUGAAUUAUUUACUACUUAUUCACUAUUAUAUAAUAUAAAUAUGUACCUAAUCGACUGAUUUAAAAAUAUAUAUACUUACAUCAGUAUACGUCCGUCAAUACCAAAAUUAAGAUUUAACAUUUAAUUGUAAUAUUUUUAAAUUUUAUUAUUUUUAAACUGAAAAAAAUAAUUGUACUCUAAUACGAUAAUGCUAAUGCCAAAGACAACUUACAAUAUCAUUGUUAAGUAUUAAUAUAUUGUUUUAUGUAUAUUUUUUAAGUUCUUAAAGGUUGUGAUCUAUUUGUAGAACGUUUAUUUUGUUAUUCUUGUGUCAAACUUUUUUCUCUGUAUUUUUUGUUUCGAGAACAAUCUAUAAAUCUGUAUUUUUUUUAAUUUAAAUAUACUAUUAUUUAUAACAAAUAUUA